Messenger RNA from Poecilia reticulata (guppy), 1887 nucleotides. RefSeq names its product dual specificity protein phosphatase 7-like. NCBI's taxonomy places the organism in Eukaryota, Metazoa, Chordata, Actinopteri, Cyprinodontiformes, Poeciliidae. Gene Ontology annotation, molecular function: MAP kinase tyrosine phosphatase activity; MAP kinase tyrosine/serine/threonine phosphatase activity; protein tyrosine/threonine phosphatase activity. Gene Ontology annotation, cellular component: cytosol; cytoplasm. The record is from RefSeq and is a predicted model, not a curated record. Gene Ontology annotation, biological process: peptidyl-tyrosine dephosphorylation; negative regulation of MAPK cascade.
AAAAAAAAAAGUAAAGAGAAAAAAACUCGCAUGCAUCGGAAUGAUAAAAACGACAAUGUGCUCGCUGAACCCUGGCACGGUGUGGAGCAGCUGAAGUUGAUUAAGACUUUUCUGGCAAUAAAAGACUGACAUUAAAGUGUUAGUGGAAGUGUUUAGAAACUCUUCGACUCGCUGGGACAGCUCUCACUUACUGACUGAUGGAAAGCGAGAGGAGGCAAAGGGGGAAAUCUUUUCGCUCAAGCAGAAGCGCCAUGGACUGGCGGAGCAACAUUUAACGUUCCUUUUUUUUCCCCCCUUCUUCUUGUUGUUUUGGGCGCAAUGACGGACUAAGCAAAGUAUUCGCGUGCUUGCGUGUAGCAUGAGACUGAGUGCGAUAUGUCUAACGCGAGGCCGAGUAAGAGCGUGGAAUGGCUGCAACUGGAGUUGGAGACCGGAGGCACUUCUCUGCUCCUGCUGGACUGCCGCUCACACGAGCUGUAUGAAUCAUCCCACAUAGAGACCGCCAUAAACCUGGCCAUGACGGGGCUCAUGCUGCGGAGGUUCAAGAAGGGCAACAUCCCGAUCCAGACCGUCAUCCCCAAGCACGAGGACAAGGAGAACUUCGUAAGGCGGUGCAAGACGGACACGGUGGUCCUGUACGACGAGAGCUCCGCGGACUGGCAGGACAGCGGCUCCCCGGCCACCGUGUUGUUCCUGCUUCUUAACAAACUGCGAGAAGACGGGUGUAUAGCGUACUUUCUUGAAGGUGGUUUUGUGAAGUUCCACACAGAGUACCCAGAACACUGCGAGACCCUCCUGGACAGCUCCUGUCCGAGCUCCUCUCCCCCGAUGCCCGUCCUGGGCUUCGGAGGUCUCCGGAUCAGCUCGGAUUGUUCAGACGGCGAAUCCGAUCGAGAACCCAGCAGCGCGACGGAGUCAGAGGAGAGCCCCAUCCCCAGCAAUCAGCCAGACUUUCCCGUCCAAAUCCUACCUUACCUCUACUUGGGCUGUGCCAAAGUCUCCAGCAACUUAGACGUGCUGGACCAGUAUAACAUCACGUAUAUCCUGAACGUCACGCCUAAUCUGCCCAACGUGUAUGAGCACAAGAGCCACUUCAGAUACAAGAAGAUCCCUAUUUCGGAUCACUGGAGUCAGAACCUGUCCCAGUUCUUUCCAGAAGCUAUAUCAUUUAUUGAUGAGGCUCGAUCUAAGCGCUGUGGCAUCCUUGUCCACUGCCUGGCCGGCAUCAGUCGCUCAGUCACAGUCACCGUGGCCUACCUGAUGCAGAGGCUCAACCUGUCUCUAAACGACGCCUACGACUUUGUGAAGAGGAAGAAGUCCAACAUCUCGCCAAACUUCAACUUCAUGGGACAGCUCUUAGACUUUGAGAGGACGCUGGGGAAGCACACACCCUGCGACAACCGCUCUACCAGCGAGGAGCAGCUUUUCUUCACCACACCAACCAAUCACAAUGUGUUUCAGCUGGAGUCGACAUGAGGAGCAGGAACGUUUUUUUUUAUGCUGUUGUUGUCGUUUCCUGUGGUGGUUUUUCUGAGCUUGUCAGAUGCCUGACUUGCUGACGCAGGUGGUAAGUCAGCAAUAGUGUUCAACAACUUCACAACGAGCCUCAUUGAUCUGUUAAAGCAACAGAAUCCAUAAGCUCCUGUCUCAAUGCCUUAAUAUCUUAACAACAGAAGCAAUCUAACGUUCCACCACAUACUGUAUUAAUGAAUGGCCAUGUACAGUCAUUAUAGAUGGACUUUUCAUAAUAUUUCUUUUUAAGACUUUUAAUGUUUUUGGACUGUCGUUUGUUGUACUUUCCUAGUUUGUUUAUGAAUAGGCAUGGGCUGGUAUGAGAUUUUUACAGUGUGAUUGCUUUGAAUAAAAAUACAAAUUCAAAAUGCUUAA